Messenger RNA from Arvicola amphibius (Eurasian water vole), 629 nucleotides. RefSeq names its product glycoprotein IX platelet (gene Gp9). The transcript has 2 exons. Lineage: Eukaryota; Metazoa; Chordata; Mammalia; Rodentia; Cricetidae. Gene Ontology annotation, molecular function: protein binding. The coding region runs from base 34 to 624 and encodes 196 amino acids. The record is from RefSeq and is a predicted model, not a curated record.
AGCUCACACACCACCACCACAGCCUUGACCAGGAUGCCACCAGCUCGCAGAAGGUGUGCCCCAACCAAGGCCUCACAGCUGGCCUGCCAGAUGACUACCUGGGGGCUCCUGUUUCUGCUCUGGCCCGUGGCCACAGCCACCCAGGCCUGCCCAAGGCCCUGCACCUGCCAGGCCUUGGAAACCAUGGGGUUAAAGGUGAACUGUGAGGGGCGGGGCCUCACAGCCCUGCCUGUGCUGCCAGCUCACACUCGCCAACUCUUCCUGGCCAACAACAGUCUGCGUUCAGUGCCGCCAGGUGCCUUCGACCACAUGCCUCAGCUGUGGAACCUCGAUGUGACACACAACCCCUGGCACUGUGACUGCGGCCUCACCUACCUGCGCCUCUGGCUGGAAGACCACAUGCCAGAGGCCCUGCUGCACAUCUACUGUGCCAGCCCUGACUUGGCCACCAAGCGUCCACUGGGCCAGCUGACAGGCUAUGAGCUGGGUAGCUGUGGCUGGAAGCUGCCACCAUCCUGGGCCUAUUCGGGGAUCUGGUGGGAUGUGGCACUGGUAGCUGUGGCCAUACUGGGCCUGGUCCUGCUGGCUGGCCUGCUGAGCACAUUCACAAAGCCUCUGAAUUGAACCUA